This is a messenger RNA of Phyllopteryx taeniolatus (common seadragon), 7765 nucleotides long. It is a transcript of the gene map3k10, whose product is annotated as mitogen-activated protein kinase kinase kinase 10. The record is from RefSeq and is a predicted model, not a curated record. The coding region runs from base 1618 to 4875 and encodes 1085 amino acids. Lineage: Eukaryota; Metazoa; Chordata; Actinopteri; Syngnathiformes; Syngnathidae. Gene Ontology annotation, biological process: protein phosphorylation; positive regulation of apoptotic process. Gene Ontology annotation, molecular function: JUN kinase kinase kinase activity; protein binding; ATP binding. The transcript is spliced from 11 exons.
GCAACGGGACACCACCAACCACCAGCACCAGCGGCGGCUCAGUGUGUCUCUGGUUUCCAGCAGACUAAAGGCGUCCUCUCCUGCGGUGUGUGUCCGGAUGCUGCACAUUCUCCAUGGGAUAUAUGAACACAAAAUGAGACAGCUUUCCGCACCGUGGAUCAGCGACACGACGGCCACUUGUUCCCGAGCUAAGCGCACGUCAGCCGGGGUGGAUUUGUUCGGACGCCGAGUGAGUCUCCCGGUGUUUUUGACAGCUCGAUGUGUCUGAAUACCGAUGGAGCUUUUUUUUUUUUUUUGAUGGGGACAUCUGGAUGAUUGGCACGACGAGAGACUCCACGAAUGUUUGACGUGUGGGAGCUGUGGAUCUCUGAGAUGCAGCCUCACGCCCAUAACAAGUCGAUGGAUGUUGCUAUGCCCACGGUGCAGGUUGGGUUACAGUAAAUAUUUGCUUUUACUAUAGUGCACCCCUUCGGAUGUGGCCUCAAUCGCUUUAUUAUUCAAAUAUUAUAUUAUGAAACGUGGCCUUAAUUGAUGUUGCACACUUCGGAUGAUGCUGUUAUUUUUUUUCAUUCUAUGAUGGUGUCUGCCUGUCUUAAAGAAACCCAAGAAAUUUAAAGACCCCCUCAUUCUCCUUCACUGAUGGAUAACCUAAAACUAAAAUGAGAAAGCCUAAUAUCCACUUGCUUCGCCAUCACCACUGGGAUUGUUGUGUCCACACUUAACUGCUUUCCAGCUGUGGACUGAAUGAAUUCAUAUGAACGGACCCCCUUUUGAUAGAGGCUGUCUGGGGGUGGUUUGAGCAGAGUGGCCAUGCAUGCAGGAUUUAGGCCGGAUCGGCCUGUAGGGAUGUAGGGCACAGAAAAAGCCAUCCAUCCAUUCAGGGCAUCCAUGCCACGCCGUAUAGAACGAAAGCAGCCAAUAUUCAUGGAGAUGGCUGACGGGGGAGGAGCGUCUACACUGGAUAAUGAGGACCCCCGCUCAGAGGAUUGCACUAGGCUCUGUUAGGGACCUUCAUUUUUACUGGUGGUCUAACUACGGCCAGUCCCCUGCAAACCCAAUCUACAGCCACUUUUGGAUUGUCCCUAUCCAUGGAAAAUUCAUCCAGACAACAGCAUGAGCCCUAUUGUCUUCUAGUUAGAUCUAUAUGAACCCUUAGCAUAUUAACCGUAAUGGUGAUGUAGGAAGUCACAAGACAGUGUUUUAUGAGGUAUAAGGGAUAGGAGUUAUGUUUUAAGAGGUCAGCACAUGCAGUUCUUACAGAGAAGAUAAGAUCCAGGCAGCUUUCAUAAAGACAGUGAGUCAGGUUUUUGGAGUAUUCUCAUGGGUUUGGAAUUUGACCAAAUGUGCAUUGUCCCUGAAUGAACUGAACCUCUUAGGAAUACAUGCUGCUCCCUGCACACUGCGCAACCCAACGCACAGCCGGAAGUGGGAUUUGGCGCUGUUUCAACAAGAUGCGGGGAUGGGGACACAGCACUCCCAGUUUUCUGAUCCACUGACCCCAUUUACCUCGCUACUGGUGGUAGAGGUCACCUCACAUCGGUUGAUGGGCCCACGGUGUGCAUUGUGCCUGAGUUGAUAGAGGGUAGGCUAACAGUGUCUAACUCCAGUCCGGCCUCCAUGAACCCGUACGGCAGAGUGAGCAACACGGCAGCCCCCCUGUCCUGCACCAGUUGUGGGGGUUGCUGCUCCCCACCUCCCCCCAGCCUCAUCCCCUCCACAGCUUCCUCCAUGUCGCCGAAUAUAACCCCGCCACCCCUCAUGUGCCCUGCCCCGGUCGUGCAAGUGGAGAAUGGCAGUAGCUGGAACUCAUCCUUUGGCUCCCCGGACUCUCACCCGGGUCACAGCUGCACGGCGCCCAACCCCUACUGGACGGCGGUGUUCGAUUAUGAGGCCACGGCAGAUGAGGAGUUAACCCUGAGGCGUGGGGACCUCCUAGAGGUUCUCUCCAAAGACUCAAAAGUUUCUGGGGAUGAGGGAUGGUGGACGGGCAAGAUCCAGGAUAAGGUGGGUAUCUUUCCCAGCAACUACGUGACAAAGGGAGAUGCUCCCAACUACCAGCAGCUCACUGUAGAUGUGGGUGAGUGCCCUUUGGAGGUAGACUUCGCCGAACUUCUCCUGGAGGAGGUUAUUGGAGCGGGUGGGUUUGGCAAGGUGUACAAAGGGGUCUGGCAGGGGGAGGAAGUUGCAGUCAAGGCUGCGAGGCAAGACCCCGAUGAAGACAUCAGCGUGACAGCGGCGAGUGUGCGCCAGGAGGCCAGGCUCUUCUGGAUGCUCCGGCACCCCAACAUCAUUGCACUGCGCGGGGUCUGCUUGCGGGAGCCCAACCUGUGCUUGGUCAUGGAGUACGCCAGAGGUGGGGCCCUCAACCGAGCCUUGGCUGGAAAGAAGGUGCCCCCGAGGGUGUUGGUGAACUGGGCUGUGCAGAUUGCGACGGGGAUGGACUACCUGCACAACCAGGCCUUUGUACCCAUCAUCCACAGAGAUCUGAAAUCCAGCAAUAUCCUCAUUCUGGAGCCAGUGGAGCGGGACGACCUAAGUGGGAAGACCCUGAAGAUCACCGACUUCGGCCUGGCACGAGAGUGGCACCAGACAACCAAGAUGAGUGCGGCGGGCACAUAUGCCUGGAUGGCGCCCGAGGUCAUCAAGCUUUCCCUCUUCUCCAAGAGCAGUGAUGUGUGGAGUUUUGGCGUGCUGCUGUGGGAGCUGCUCACCGGUGAGGUUCCCUACAGAGAGAUAGACGCACUGGCCGUAGCCUAUGGCGUGGCCAUGAACAAGCUAACACUUCCCGUCCCGUCGACGUGCCCUGAACCUUUCGCUCAGCUCCUAUCAGAGUGCUGGAGUCCGAACCCACACAGCAGGCCCUCCUUCACUUUCAUCCAUCGGCGGUUACUGGCCAUCGAGCAGUCAGCCAUGUUCCAGAUGCCCCUGGAGUCCUUCCACUCCUUGCAGGAAGACUGGAGGCUGGAGAUCCAGCAGAUGUUCGACGAGCUGCGGGCCAAAGAGAAGGAGCUGAGGUCUUGGGAGGAGGCGCUGGCCCGGGCGGCCGAGGAGCAGCGAGAGCAGGAGGAGCAGCUGAGGAGGCGAGAGCAGGAGCUGGCCGAGCGCGAGAUCGACAUCGUGGAGCGCGAGCUCAACAUCAUCAUCCACCAGAUGUACCAGGAGAAGCCCAGCGUGAAGAAGAGGAAGGGGCACUUUAAGAAGAGCAGGCUGCUGAAGCUGUGCAGGGACGGCAACAGCAUCAGCCUGCCCUCUGGCUUCGAGCAUAAGAUCACAGUGCAGGCGUCCCCCAGCGUGGACAAGAGGAAGAUGCAGGGAAGCGAAAGCACCACGCCGCCCGCCAGCCCGGGUGUCAUUCCUCGACUCCGAGCCAUACGACUGACCCCGAGUGACGUCAGCAAGACGUGGGGCCGCAGCGCAGUGUGCAAGAAGGAAGACGUGUCGGCCGGCAAGAAGAAAGGACGCACGUGGGGGCCCAGCUCGACCCAGCAGAGAGAGAGGGUCGGGGGCGAGGACAAAUUGAAAUCACUAAGCGAGGGCUGCAAAGUGUGGUCGUCCAGUGCACCAAACCUAGGGAAGUCCCCCAAACAUGCGCCCAUGGCGGUGGGCUUCUCCAGCCUCAGCGAGAUGGAGGAGUGCUGCGAGUUGGAGGAGUCGCCGGGUUCCCUGCAGCCAUCAGAGACCAGCAGCAACGGGGUGGCCGACGACUCGGGGUCCUUGUGGAGCACCCUGGGGUCCGGCACGGCCAACUUCACCGUCAGUUCUGGCGCCAGCUCCACUCAGGGUUCUGUGGGCGCGGCGACAGCGCUGGGCCAUCAGGACUCGCUGAGACGCUUCAGCCAGAGGAAGAAGAGCGACUUGCUGCUGUUGGGUUGCGCCUCGCUGCUGGCCUCGGUGGGUCUAGGUCAAGACCUGCUGCAGCUGGGCAGACUGCAGGUGAGUCAAGACGAGCAGGAAAUGAGAGAGGAGCAGCGGAAGAAGAAAGAAAGUCUUUUCCAACGCACGGGACGUUUCCGCCGGAGCACGUCCCCCCCCAGCAGAAACCUGUCCUUGUCCCUAUCCCGACAUCACGACUCCACGCUCCCCUCUCUGGACCCUUCCCCGUCCGUGACGCUCCUUUCCUUGUCCUCGCUGUCGGACUGCAACUCCACCAGGUCCCUCCUCCCUUCCGACCCGGACGACUACCCGUUGACGCCGGCCAGAACUCAGGCGCCCCCCCCGGCGGGCUCCUCCCUCAACCCGCUGUUGGACUUGCGGACAGAGAGUUUCAAAAAGGAGCCCAAUCAGUCGCUCACACCCACCCACGUUUCCGCGGUCAUGGCGGUCAACAGAGGGCACAGACGCACCCCGUCCGACGGCGCCAUACGACCCCGGGCGCAAACUGUACUUCACCGUAGGACGCCGUCUGAUGGAAGCAUGCCCAUGCCCCCUCCGCCGGGGGAACCCGUCCUCAGAGCCAACAAAAGUAGGACACAAGGUGUGCUGGACACCCCGGACAUCCCUCGCCUCCCGGACCCCUCGGCCAUCUUCCCUCUCCCCCAGCGCCGUAAGGCCCCCGCUCCGCCCGUCCCCGAGCCGGCCCCCCUCUGCCUCAUCAGCCCCCUCGAGCGACCCAAGACGCUGGAAUUCACCGCCCGUCCCCGGCCCGCUCCGGCCCGGGCGCGUGCCGACCAGUGGAGGCUGGGCUCCCUGUCCAGGACCCUGAGCUCGUCGCCGGGCAGCGGCUGCGACAGCCCCCGGGGAUCGGGGGACGGCGUCGUCGGCGACUCGCGGCCCAACCUGAUGGACAUGGACGUGGAGGGGCAGAAUUUGGACCACACGGUACCUCUGUGCACCAAGAUGCAGCCCGCCGCCCUCUGCGGGCAGCAGUACACGUAGUGAGGAUUCCGCCUUUUGUACCGCAACCGACGGCCUCGAGCGUGCAAAAACGACACUUACCGGAAGCCAUUCCUUCUGCUGGGCAUCCUAAAAAAGGUGUGAAGACCACCCACCAUUCUCCCGACUAACUCGACCACCAUUGAGACGCCUCAAGAAAGCCAUUCCGACCACAACUUACUUACCACAAUGCAUCUGUUUCCUGCGGUCUGCUUGCAUCAUUCCCACAAAAUAAUAUACAUUGAAUUGUUCCUUCAGCCACGUGGUGUCGCUUCCUACAAUCACCUUCGCCAAUGGACUUGUUACAUUAUGAAGCAAAAUCUGAGUUAUUUUCUCCCCCUUAUGUCAUGCAAUAAUGUGAAAAGUAAGUUAUUCACUGUAUACUAUUGGAGAUAAACACAGUCGAGCCCCUAAGAGCUAGAGUGGGCUAACUCCAUUUCGGGGUUUAGCAGGAGAGCGAUUUGAAGUUUUAUGGCUGCAAACAAAUCGGAGGGAUUUAUAUUUUGGUAAUUCAUAAGGCAAUAAUUACUUCUUCGGGAUACUUGUUUUUACCAAAAUUGGAGUUUUCAUCAGAUUUUGGAAUUGGAUCAUAUUUGAUAUUCAUCCUCGAUCAUAUUGUUUGCACUUUUAUUCAUCAACGGAGGUCCUCUUUUAUGUAAUAGCAUUCGAAAAAAGAAGCAAACUUGUAUUCGAAAAAAUGUGCAAUACUGGUCCAAGUACAAACAGUCAGCAAAUCUUUCAAUAUUUCAUAUAAUAGCAUUCCCUCUAUGUCAAAAUUGGAGCUCAACUUUGAUUACUUCUCAGUGGCUCAAUACUGUUGGUUUUGACAAAGGAUAUUAGGGCCACAACGAUAAGAGGAAAAUAAUCCUAGAAUGAUGACAAUGAAGUCAAAAUGUCACAAGAACAAUCAUAGUUUCUUAAGAAUUGUUUCUAAAUUUUAGAAGACUAUAUUUGUUAUGUUAAAUGUUAUAAAAAUAAGGUCAUCAUAUUAUGAGAAAAAGUCUGAAUUUUACCAGUCCUAAUUUUAUCAGAUAAAAAGCGUGAAUAUUACAGAGAAUAUUAUCUUAUUGGAAAAAAAGGAAAGUCCAAAUAUUUUGAGAUUUGUAUUUUUCCGAGGAUAAAGUCGUAAUAUUACAAUUAUAUAGCAAUAAAGAGAGAAAAUAUGAUGUAUUGAAACAAAUUAAUUUGUAAGAUUAAGAGAAAACAAGGUAAAUUUAUGACCAUAAAAUCAUAAUAAUAUGAGAAAGAGUCCAAAUUUAAACAAGAGUAAAGUUUUGCUAGAAUACAAUUUGAAAUUUUAUGAGACAAAAGCCAUAAAUCUGCAAGAAUAUAGUUGUAUUAUUUUGGAAAAAGUAAGAUUUAGUAAAUUCAAUAAAAACAAAUGAGAAUUAGCAACAUAAAGUCAAAAUAUUAAGUCAUUUCAUGAGAUAAAUGUCUUCAUUUUAGGAGAAUACAUUUGUAAUAUUUUUAGAAAUAAAAGUUAGUAAUUUUACAAGGAUAACGGUGUAAUAUUAAUUUUACAAACAUAUUUUGGGGAAAAUAUUCUUAGUUUUUACAAGAUGAAAAUGUUUUAUAUGAAUGAAGACAACAUUUUAUGAGAGAAAAAAUACACAAUUCCACAAGAAAUGUUUGAAUUAUAUGAGUAAAGAUGUAAUUUAUUUUACAAAAAUUGGUAUUAUCAUUAGCCUAAUAGCAUAAUUGCAGAAGUCAUCUUAACUUACUGUCAUCAAAUCAAUACAAAUUACCAAUGUGCUUGCUGUAAAAUUUGUUGGGAAAACGUUUAUCACGAGGGACAGAAAACAUAAAAUUACAAGAAAAAAGGAAUCAUUUUUACAGUACAGGAAUUAAACACCUGAAUAUUAUUUGGGGAAUGUUUUAAUCAUAAAAUUUAAAAAAACAAACAAACAUAAUAAGCAUCAUUUCACAAGGGAAAAAAGACUUAAAAGUACAAAAAAAUUGACAAUCAAAUCGCUAAUUUUAACGUGAUCGGUAACAUUACAACUAAUAUUACAACUUUAUUUCUCGGACAAAUUCCGAUUUACUCUAUCAUUUCUUUUUUUCCACUGUGGCCCUGAUACUCCUCCUUAGUUUUUAAAAACUUCCCUGUUAAUAUGACUUCUACAGAAGGAAGUCCUAUGACAUUGCAUUUUUGACCCUUUAGGGCAACCGUGAUUGCCCAUUUUGACAAAUUCAAAGUCUUAAGGAAGUCGUAAGCUGGCACUUGUACAUGUAUCCAAUCAAUUCACCAUGAAAUAAGUUUUCUUCUCUGCAUCGCAACGACCGACCACAUGGUGCUUGUUUGUCGCAUAGCGCAUCUGUCGGUCCAUUCGUAUACAUGGAUCGCUCAAACACCGUUCUCUCUCUCUCUCUCUCUCUCUCUCCCUCCGGAUGACCUUUCAAGACAAAUGCAACACACAACAUCAACCUCACGUUCACACGGGACCGCUUGGAUCCCCACCUUACCACAUCCCACCCCUUGGUAUCCCCCUUGGUACCUUCUCAGUCCCAGUGGCACUUUAAGAGCCUCGUUGAUGGGCCACUUGAAGCUGACAAAUCACUUUGGACUUGUUACACUGCUGUGCAAAUACGGGAGUGUUGGUGUGUGUGCGUAUGUGCGUGUGUUGUUAUGUAUGGGGCUGUGACCUCCUUGUGCUCAUGAAUAUUUAUUAUGAUGAAAUUAAUUGUUAUUACUGGGAAUUAUUGUUACAAUCAUUUUUUUCCCGUGUACAUAUUUGUUAAUACAACAACAAAUGAGGAAUAACGUGCGUCAUGUGAAGAAUGCUUGGUUGAGAGCCGAAUAAAAAGUAAGAGCCUCAGUCUCCAUAAUAAAUGUGUUCGUUAGACUGAAUGGUGCAGACUGCCACAAUAAUAAUAAAAGUGAUUUGAAUCCGUC